AUGGAUGUAAUGGACAUUUCAAACUUUCGCAGAGGCGCAUCGGCCAAGAUAUCCGCAGCCAACCAAAAGAUCAAACAUCGCCUGACAGAUCCUGGUAGUUGGAAACUCCCCAAGCAACAAAGCAGCAUUGCGCCUCCAGACGUCUGGACCAAUGCAGACCAAGAUCCCGUACCGCCAGAGAAGCAAACAUGGACAGAAGUGACAUUUCUCACGUACUGGUUUAGUGAUCUUGUUACAAUCAGCGGUUGGUCGGCUGCCGGUUCGAUUUUGACGACUGGUCUCUCUGCCACGGAUGCCAUCCUCAUUACACUCAUGGCAGGUAUCUGCAACGCCAUCCCAACCGUCUUAAACGGCGCUAUUGGGGCAGAUCUGCAUGUUCCGUUCCCCAUCGCAGUUCGUGCAAGUUAUGGCUACUGGUUGAGUUAUUUCUGCGUCAUCAGUCGGGCUGUCCUUGCCAUGUUCUGGUUUGGAGUGCAGAGCGUCGGCGGAGGACAAUGUGUCAGCGCUAUGAUCACGGCAAUCUGGCCGAGCUACCAAAACAUUGAAAACACCCUGCCGGCGUCCAUUGGCAUAACCAGUCAAGGGAUGCUGUCGUAUUUCAUUUACUGGCUCAUACAAACCCCGCUCCUUCUCAUCCCUACGCACAAGCUUCAGUAUCUCUUCAAUGCCAAAGCGAUCCUCGUCACCCCCAUGGCUCUUGCUAUGGUUAUUUGGGUCUCUGUAAAGGCCAGGGGACAAUCUUCCAAUUUCUUUUACGCACCUGCGACCGUUUCCGGCUCCACAAGAGCAUGGCUUUGGCUAUCCAACCUGACGUCUGUGACUGGCGGCUACACAACUUUGACUGUCAACAUCCCCGAUUUUUCAAGAUUCAGCAAGAGAAGAGGGGCGAACCUGUGGCAACUACCGGCGAUUCCAUUCUUCAAAGUCAUUGUUGGCAUCUUUGGCAUUAUCGCCGCGGGUGCCUCCAAAGAAAUAUACGGAGAAGCACUCUGGAAUCCCAUUGAUCUUGUCAACAAAUGGCAAGACUCUCCUGGAGGCCGAGCCGCUGCCUUCUUUUGCGGAUUUAUCUGGCUGCUUGCGCAAAUUAGCGUCAACAUCAGCGCCAACGGUAUAUCUUUUGCGAAUGACAUUACGACCAUAGCGCCUAAGUAUUUAAACAUUCGACGUGGAGUCAUCGUUGUCUCCUUUCUAGGUGGCUGGGCGCUAUGUCCCUGGAUUAUCAUGGCGUCAGCUCAAGCCUUUAUGAGUUUCAUGUCCGCCUACGCCAUCUUUAUGGCUCCCAUCGCCGGCAUUCUCACGACAGAUUAUUGGCUAGUCAAGCGCCGAAAGUAUGAUGUUCCGGCACUUUACGAUCCCCAGGGAAUCUAUCGUUUUGGCUGGGGUGGUAACUGGAGGGCUUUGGUCACGACAGUGGUCAUUAUCACGCCUCUGCUUCCCGCCCUCGGUCAUAAAGUUACCCCCGAAAGCGUACCCAUUCCCAUCGGGCUACAACAUUUAUUUGACUUUAACUGGAUCUACGGAUUUUUGACCUCAAUCGUGCUUUAUUACAGUCUCAACAUCAUUUUCCCUCACUCAGAAACGCUUAUUAGCCAAGUGGUUCACGCAGAUCAGUUUUCAAUUGAUGGGAUUGUGCCGGACACUGAGGCUUCCAAGAUGACUUCAAACGGCGAACUUGAAAAGUCUGGAUUCUCCUCGAGUUUAGGCAAGACACUUUAA
Messenger RNA from Ilyonectria robusta, 1716 nucleotides. Its product is annotated as NCS1 nucleoside transporter. Gene Ontology annotation, cellular component: plasma membrane. Gene Ontology annotation, molecular function: nucleobase transmembrane transporter activity. The transcript has 3 exons. The record is from RefSeq and is a predicted model, not a curated record. NCBI's taxonomy places the organism in Eukaryota, Fungi, Ascomycota, Sordariomycetes, Hypocreales, Nectriaceae. Gene Ontology annotation, biological process: transmembrane transport; nucleobase transport. Bases 1 to 1716 code for a protein of 571 amino acids.